AUGAAAAAUAAUUAUUUUCUUUGUGGAGUUAUUGAAGGUUAUUAUGGUCGUCCAUGGUCAUUUAAUCAACGAAUAUCACUUUUUGAAUAUUGUUUAAGAUUUGGUUUAAAUACAUAUGUAUAUGCACCAAAAGAUGAUGCAAAACAUCGAUCUCGUUGGAGAGAUUUAUAUAGUGAUGAAGAAUCAAAUGAAUUAUCUCAAUUAAUUAAUGCAGCCAAACAAUUUGGAAUUAAUUUAAUAUAUGCAUUAUCACCUGGUAUUGAUAUAACAUAUUCAUCUGAUAAAGAUUUACAAUCACUUAAACAAAAAUUUCAUCAAUUAUCUAGUAUUGGAUGUGAAAAUUGGGCAUUAUUAUUUGAUGAUAUUGAAAGUGAUAUGUCUGAAGAAGAUAAAAAAUUAUAUCCAUCAUUUGCUCAUGCUCAUGUUGAUAUAACCAAUAAAUUAUAUAAUUAUCUUAAUAAACCAAAUAUAUUUAUUUUUUGUCCAACAGUUUAUUGUAGUCGAAUGGCAAAACCAUCUAUUGAUAAAUCUUCCUAUUUACAAACAAUUGGUGAUGGUCUACAUAAUCAUAUUGACAUUUUUUGGACGGGUCGAAAAGUGGUAUCUCAAGAUAUAACAGUAUCUCAUUUGUUAUCAAUAAAUAAUAUAUUAAAACGUCGUGUUAUUAUUUGGGAUAAUUUAAAUGCAAAUGAUUAUGAUCAACGUCGUUUAUGUAUGGGACCAUAUACAGGUCGUUCAUUAAAUAUUUCAAAUGAAAUCAAUGGAAUAUUAUUAAAUCCAAAUUGUGAAUUUGAAUUAAAUUUUAUUCCAUUAAAUACUCUUGGACAAUGGUUUAAAUUAAUAAAUAUAAAUGAAAAAGAUAAUAAUUAUAAUAAGGAUUUUAUUAAAACAUCUUCGAUAUAUGAAGUUAAUAAAGCAUUUGAAAAAUCUUUAAUUGAUUGGUUACCGGAAUUUAAUAAAAUUAAAUCAGCUAAUGAUUCACAACAAAUUCUUAAAAUUGAUAAUUAUCGUGAAGGAAUGAGUCCAAAAUGUUUAAUAUCAUCAUUAACAAAUGAAGAAAAUGUCGAAGAAUCAUUAAAUGAAAAUGUAAUAAGUUGUUCAUCAUCAAGAUUAUCAAAAAGUGAUAUAAUGGAAUGUGAUCAUAAUAAAAAUAAUAUUUGUUUAACAAUUGAUGAUAUUCGUUUACUUGUUGAAUUAUUUUAUUUACCUUAUCAACAUGGACCAAAUAUUCAACAAGUAUUUAUGGAUUUCUAUUGGCUUAGAUUUAAUUAUAAUCAAUAUAAAAAUGUAAGAAAAACAGAAAAAAGAAAAAUUUCAUCAUAUAAUAGUUAUUAUUCAUCGGCGGGCCACCAUGGUGGCACGUUAGAUAAUUGGCGUCGUCGUGCAUCAGUAUUUAAUGAUAAUGUUAAAGAUAUAUCUUGUUUACGUAAAAAAUUAAUAUCAAUUGAUAAUCGUGCUUUACUUUAUGAUAUUUAUAAUUAUAUUAAUGAUAUUAAUUCAACAUUUAUUCUUUGUUCAAAAUAUCUUAAUUGGAUUGAUGACAAUCAAAAAAAUUCAUCAGUAUUUAUGUCAGGUGAUGAAGAACCAUGGUCAAAACGAGGUGGUCUUGCUGGAGAUUUUCUUGAUUUACUUCCAAUAGGUGAAUUUCAAUCUUUAAUUAAACCAGGAUUAAAUUCAUUAUCAAAUAUAUUUAUUAUUCGACCAAUGACUUUAAAUGAUCAUACAUCUAUUUAUAGAUUGUGUACAACUAUUUCUUAUCAAUAUGAUAUUAAUCAUAUUAUCAAUCAACAUUCACAAAUUUUAGCUGACAAAAUAAUCGGUGGAUAUUUGUCAAAUUCAUUAAAUAAUGUUAAUCUUAGUUAUGUUAUUGAUAAUAAUGAAGAUAAUUUAUGUGGAUUUUUAUUAACAAUAAAUGAAAGUGAAAAAUAUGAUAAAUUAAUUCAAACAAAAUGGAUUGAACAACUUAAAAAUAAAUAUCCUGAUGUUGAUCAAAAUUUUUUUCAAUUAAUCGAAUGUCCACAAUGGAUUUAUGAUAAAUAUUCUGUUCGUAUACAAAUAUUUAUUGAUUUAACAAUAAAAACAGAUGAAAUCUAUCAUAUUGGAUGUAAAUUAAUGAAAAUUCUUAUUGAAAAUCUUUCUCAACAAGGUUAUAAUGGAUGUCAUGUUUUGUUAGAUGAAACAAAUAUUUGUUUACAUAAAUAUUAUUUAUAUCUUGGAUUUACUGAUAUACAAAAUAUUGAUCAAAAUGACCAUUUUAUUCUGCUUGCUAAAAAAUUUUAA
This is a messenger RNA of Rotaria sp. Silwood1, 2280 nucleotides long. The record is from the annotation of a GenBank genome assembly. Lineage: Eukaryota; Metazoa; Rotifera; Eurotatoria; Philodinida; Philodinidae.